AUGUCUCUUCUCCGGCUUCUCGCAUGCGUGGUUUCGGCAAUCCUGCUUGCAAAUGCUUCGCCAACUCCCAGUGCAACUAGCUCGUCUCUCGGCGCUGAUCAGACCCCCUUCAUCAUCUCGCAGACCUCGACUUGCACCAACAGAACCUAUGUGUAUUGUUCAGGUCACGACCUGCCGGAUGACUGGAAGACCUCUCUCCCUGCCGCCGUGGGCGGACUUGACGCCUUCUGCCCUAUACACCAGGUUGAAUCCAACAUGUACUAUCGAACACGAUGGAAAAACAUACAGAUUUACUGGUGCAACUAUGUCAGCAAUUACGCGCCUUGCAGCUCCGCCGAGUAUUGGGCCGCCGAUGCGCUUUUCGACCAGAAGUGCGGGAUGGGGAAGGGCGCGUGGAUGCAGCGAGAAACCGAUGACCGUCGCUGGGCUAUCGGGAGGGACCCUACGGAGGAUGAUGGGGAUUUUAGACCCGAGUGUGGGAAGUGGUAA
Molecule: messenger RNA, 489 nt
Organism: Diaporthe amygdali
Lineage: Eukaryota; Fungi; Ascomycota; Sordariomycetes; Diaporthales; Diaporthaceae
Exons: 1
Coding region: 1-489 (162 amino acids)
Source: RefSeq, a predicted model, not a curated record